AUGGGGGAGAAGGUUUCGUGGUAUUGCGCGGCGGCGCUGGCGACGGUGCUGCUUCUGAGGUGCUUUGCUGGCAGAUGGGGUACGACUGAGAGUGCGGCGGCAAACGGCGGCGAUGAGCUGAUGAUGAUGAUGAUGGGGAGAGUUAACGUUGUGGUGCCGCCGUUUGAGAGGCGGCAGUGCGAGGAGAUUUACGUUGUACGCGAGGGUGAGACGUUGCAGACAAUAAGCGGCAAGUGCGGAGACCCUUUCAUUGUGGAAGAGAAUCCUCACAUUCAUGAUCCUGAUGAUGUUUACCCUGGCUUAGUUAUCAAGAUUACUCCCUUCAUUUAUACCUAG
Messenger RNA from Ipomoea nil (Japanese morning glory), 336 nucleotides. RefSeq lists its product as uncharacterized. The transcript has a single exon. The record is from RefSeq and is a predicted model, not a curated record. NCBI's taxonomy places the organism in Eukaryota, Viridiplantae, Streptophyta, Magnoliopsida, Solanales, Convolvulaceae. The coding region runs from base 1 to 336 and encodes 111 amino acids.